Molecule: messenger RNA, 933 nt
Organism: Rangifer tarandus platyrhynchus (Svalbard reindeer)
Lineage: Eukaryota; Metazoa; Chordata; Mammalia; Artiodactyla; Cervidae
Source: the annotation of a GenBank genome assembly
AUGAAGAAGGAAGUGGCUGGUGUUAAGUGCCGUAGGAAGGUCACGUACAAUGACGCCAGAGAGAGGCCACUAGAUCAGGCAACCCACGAACCAGUGGCUUUGUACGAGGUGCCUUCAGAGGAGCUGGGCAAGCGGAAGCCUGACUUCACCCACUCUGCACCCGGGGCAAACCCAAGCUCUGCCAACUUUCCCGGCCGCCCCCCUCCAAUGCGCACCACAGCCCAAACUUUGCAGCUCGCCCACCUGGCUGCGCAGAGGAGCGAGGUGUCCGGGACACCGGGUGCCCCCACCGGGACGGGCGGUGGCGCUGACCUUCACGCCAGCAACCCCGGCCCCCGACCCCCGAGCCUGGCGAUCGCCGCCUCCCGCCCCCUCCCCCGAACCUCCGACAGCCUGCCCCCGGGGCCCCUACAGCAGCAACCCCCCACCACCUCACCGCAAAACCUCUCGCGGGAAACCUGCGCUGGAGGCGGCUGCAGCUCGCCCUCGCAUGUCACGACUCCCCACGACCCUCUGGGCCCCGGGAGAGCCCGGCUCCCAGCUCCGGCCUCCCUCCGGCGGCGCCUACUCACCAUUGGUGAAAGGCUCCAUUAUUUGCGGCCCCCUCUGCCCCGGGCCGCGGCUCCUGAGAGCGGGAGCGCGCGAGCUUCCUCCUCCGAGAGCUCCGAGCGGCCCCGCGUACUGAGCAUGCCCGGCGCGGCGCCCAGGGCUGCCAGGGAGGUGCCGCGAGGGGCGGUGCCGCUCCGCCCUCUCUGGGAUCCGCCACUCCGGGUUUUGCAGGCAGCUGCAGAGAGAGCCGGGCAAUCUAGGCGGGGCGGCUCCUGGGAGGGGCGUGUCCAGAACAAGCCCCGCCCCAGGCAGGAAGGCCGGCGGGCAGGCUCGCACUCUAGUUCUCUCCGGUUCAGCACUCCGAACCGCGCUCAGUCCCUUUAA